Syngnathus acus (greater pipefish) is the source of this 3859-nucleotide messenger RNA. RefSeq names its product zinc finger Y-chromosomal protein. Gene Ontology annotation, cellular component: nucleus. The record is from RefSeq and is a predicted model, not a curated record. Gene Ontology annotation, molecular function: metal ion binding; RNA polymerase II cis-regulatory region sequence-specific DNA binding; DNA-binding transcription activator activity, RNA polymerase II-specific. Gene Ontology annotation, biological process: regulation of transcription by RNA polymerase II. NCBI's taxonomy places the organism in Eukaryota, Metazoa, Chordata, Actinopteri, Syngnathiformes, Syngnathidae. The transcript has 7 exons. Bases 336 to 2456 code for a protein of 706 amino acids.
UUUUCCUGAAGCUCUCGGGCUGUGACGUGUCGCGCUGACGGCGGCCUCGGAGCUUGGAGGAGCGGGGGGCUACUAGCAUGACAAGAUCAGGCUCCAGACGCUCUGCCUUGCUUUGAGUGGAGCUCCAGAUACAUCCCCCGACCCCUCCUUCUCGACUCCUCUGCGGCCCGCCCAAAUAACGCCAAAUACCCGAUUGAAUCGAGCCCGAGUCUGGGGUAGUGGGGGGGUGACCAAGCGGCCCUUGUAAGCCGAGGAGCGGACGGAGGCCAUCCCUGCUGCAUCUGGUACGGGGCUCCUUGUUGCUCCUCUCCAGUAACAAAUGCAGUGCAAGGACAAUGGACGAGGAGGUCACCAGACUUUCAAUAUCUUCUGAAGAGCCUAAAAUAAUAUUACACGGAUCGGAUGAGGGUGGUGCCGGCGGGCAGGAGUUUGUUGUGGAGCUUCAAGAGACUUUGUUGGUGUCAGAGGGCGAGGGUGAAGGCAUGGCGGUGCACAGGUUUGCCCCAGACGAGCUAGUCAUCCAGGAUGCUGUUGAGGAUGUGGUAUCUGAGUAUGUGCACUGCGAUGAAGAUGAAGAUGUCGCUGUAGAAACCUGCGUGAUGGCCUUGGAUGGUGAGGAGGAAGGCGUCGCUAUGGGUGACAUCCCCGAAGAUGGCCUCGACCCCGAGCAGCAGGAUGAUGACCAAGAUAGUUGUGGCGAUUAUCUGAUGAUAUCAUUGGAUGAAGCUGGCAAAAUGGUGUCAGAGGAUGGGACAGAGGUAACGGUUCAGGGAGCAGUGGAGGACCAAGAAGUGGAGAAGGAUGAAGAUGGACAGGAGGUAAUAAAGGUCUACAUCUUCAAAGCUGACUCUGGGGAGGAUGACAUGGGAGAAUCAGUGGACAUCAGCGAUGGGGACAUGGAUAAUGUGGCACUGACAGAUUCGGGCCAAACACUUCGAGAGAAAAUGGUUUACAUGUCUGUCGACGAUUCUCAUCACCAAGAAAACCAUGUUGUGGAGGAUAGCGAGAGCUGUGAAAACCGCAACGGAGCCGCAAGCGCACUCCUGCACAUCGACGAAUCGGACGGGGUUGAUGAAAUAGGCCGACAGCGCAACAAGACCAAGCGGCGAUCCGAACCACGACAAGUCCAAACAGCCAUCAUCAUCGGUCCCUAUGGUCAACCUCUGACGGUGUAUCCCUGCAUGCUUUGUGGCAAAAAGUUCAAAUCGCGUGGCUUCCUAAAGCGGCACACAAAGAAUCACCACCAGGAGGUUCUGACCCGAAAAAAAUACCAGUGCACAGACUGUGACUUCACCACCAACAAGAAAGCCAGCUUGCAUAACCACAUGGAGGUGCAUGCCCUGAGCACCAAGGCUCCUUUUGAGUGCGAAGCGUGCGGCAAGGAGUUCCACCAGCAGGCGGCGCUGUUUUCCCACAGACUGCAGCACCACCAUCGGGAAGCCAAGAGUCAGCAGCAGCAGCCGCCGCCUCCGCCGCCAGCCGCCAAGACGCACAAAUGCAAGUUCUGUGAGUAUGAAACAGCUGAGCAAGGACUGCUCAACCGACACUUGUUGGCCGUUCACAGUAAAAGCUUCCCGCACAUUUGCGUGGAAUGUGGGAAAGGUUUCCGUCACCCCUCCGAGUUGAAGAAACACAUGCGCACGCAUACAGGCGAGAAGCCUUACUCCUGCAUAUAUUGCGAUUACAAGUCAGCUGACUCGUCCAACCUCAAGACUCACAUCAAGACGAAGCAUAGCAAGGAGAUGCCGUACAAGUGCGAGCGCUGUUUCCAGACGUUUGCCGAGGAGGAGGAGUUAAACCAGCACGGACUUACGCAUGAGGAAAAUAAGACCCACCAUUGUGCCCACUGUGACCACAAAAGUUCCAAUUCCAGCGACCUGAAACGGCACAUCAUAUCCGUGCACACCAAGGACUACCCGCAUAAAUGCGCCGUUUGCGGCAAAGGCUUCCACCGGCCGUCCGAACUCAAGAAGCACUCGGUGGCCCACCGCACUAAGAAAGUCCACCAGUGCCGACACUGCAACUUCAAAAACGCCGACCCUUUUGUCCUCAGUCGCCACAUCUUGUCUGUCCACACCAAGGAACAGCAACAGGCCUCCCCUGAAAAGAGCGAGGCCAAGAGGACAGAGACAGACUCUCCCGCUGCGUCCCCUAAAAGGUCUGCCCCUAGCGCCUCCGCAGCCGCUUCCGGCCCGCCCGCUAGAGUGAGCGCAGCGAGCCUAGCGAGCAGCGUGACCGUGGUUAUCGGCAAAGGACAGAAAGAGCGCCGAAUUUACCAGUGCCAGUACUGCGACUACAGCACGGGCGACGCGUCGGGAUUCAAGCGGCACGUGAUUUCCAUCCACACCAAGGACUACCCGCACCGCUGCGAGAUUUGUUCGAAAGGCUUCCGACGACCGUCGGAGAAGAACCAGCACAUCUUGCGCCACCACAAAGAUGUGGUCCAGGCAGAGUAAUAGGACGGCCCAUCACACCCUCAGCACUGCACCACUCACGUGAAACUAUGUGGAGUGUUUGCUGCACUUAGACUGUCCUCUUGUUUACAGUGAACCCCCGUUUAUCAUGGAUAUGUUCCAAGAGGUGAAACUUUUACCCCUUCCUUAUAUAUAUUUUUAAGGUCCUGUUUUAACCAAAACAUUACUGUCAUGAAAUCAGAAACUACUUGCUUGCGUGGUUCUCCAAAUAAGGCAAAGCAUGUGUGUUUCAAGAUGUAUUUGGUGCAUCACAUUAGAAGUUUACUGCAAAACACAGACAAUUAAAAAAAUAUAUAUUUUUAAUUUAAACACCAAAGCAGUCAAUCACAUCUGGAUUUCCACUAGCUUGUUCCUAGCAUAAGCCAAACAGGUGUUAGCAUAGAUGUUACAGCAAUUGCAAACAACCGGUGCUUAUGCACACAAAGCAACACAUAAAAUAAUAUUUGGCUUUGGUAUAAAAGUCACAAAGGAUGGCUUUAAAAUUGUCUUAUCGUGUCGCGGGGGUUCACUGUAGUAAUCUUUUACACUGUCAACCUCCUGUCUCUUGGCUUGUAUACACAUGUACAUAACACCGAUGAUGUCGGUGAGCAGCAGAACUCUGUAGACUUGCACUUUUUACUGCAUGAUUGGGGUGGGGGGGGGGGGGGGGAGGUUGCAUGGCGGAUAAUGCAGAUGUCUCUUUUUGAUACCCUUUUUCAUUUUGCAGACUGCAAUUGUAACUGUCCUCAUUUCAUUUCCCCAAACCUGUGUGUAAGGUGCGUCUCUGAGUCCCAGUGUACUUAGAGCAGUCUGGAUUAGGAGCAUAUUUGCUGUAGCGCUUGACACUUGGGUAAAGGCUUUUCUCAAAAAGUAUGUGCCAAUUAUGUAUGACUGACUUAAAGCAUUUGUGUUUCCCGAUGCUGGAACGGUGACUUGCAUUUUGUGACCAAUAGCCAACGCUCCUUGGCUCAUAAAUGAGAAACAAUCAUUCGGAGAUUGGUAUACAAAGUCGCACGAUCAGUGAAAAUUCGACAAAUUGUGGAUCAGUGAGUGAUUAGAAUCAGACAAUAUUUAGCCAAUACAAAAAAUGCCUAAAUAGUGACUCGUAUCUGUAGUGGAGGGGCGACUAUGAGGUGCUGCAAGCUGUAAAUGAACUGUCUAUUUUUUUUUCAACAACACACAAUGCUCUUACCAGAAGGGAAAAAAAUGUAAAUGUUUGUAGAAGCAACUUCAGAAGACAGGUUCUUGUGGUGUACUUUUUACAUUUACCCCCUCACCCUUGUGGUUUGUUUUUUAUAUUUAUUUCAUUUACAAGUUGUUGUAUAGUUAUGUGUAACUAGACUUCUAUGGGACGUAAAUUAUUGUUUUGUAUACAAAUCUGUAUAAAGUGUGUAGAUGUUAAAACA